Molecule: messenger RNA, 2967 nt
Organism: Zerene cesonia (dogface butterfly)
Lineage: Eukaryota; Metazoa; Arthropoda; Insecta; Lepidoptera; Pieridae
Gene: Gpat4
Product: glycerol-3-phosphate acyltransferase 4-like
Exons: 10
Coding region: 13-1476 (487 amino acids)
Biological process (GO): triglyceride biosynthetic process
Cellular component (GO): endoplasmic reticulum
Molecular function (GO): glycerol-3-phosphate O-acyltransferase activity
Source: RefSeq, a predicted model, not a curated record
UCAGUUUGCAAUAUGGCCGUAAUGAUGCCGUUCGUGUCGGUAGCCGUGUCUAUAUUGUACACGCCGUUCCUACUUCUAAUAUUGUGUGUUAUUUUUCUCGCGUCUAUUGGAAAAUCUUUGGGUGUUCGACGGCUGUAUGUGAACAUUCUGCUUAAACUUUUCGAGUAUGGAAGACAGCACAUCGAGGUGGCGAAGCGGCUGCAGAGGCACGACAGCUCCGACGAGGACGAGGAGCCGCCGGCGCAGGACAAGCCGCCUUCGGCGCUGGUGAAGGAGAACGGCGUGAACGGUACUAAGAUGACGGUCAUAGAACGGCAGGAGAUACUCGGCCCGUCGCCGGAGCUCAACUACAAGAGGAGCAAGAGCCAGGAGCGGCUGCCGAACGGGCUGCUGAGCGUGGAGACCAAGCCGGAGAACAACCUCGAGGUGCACGUGUUCCACUGCCUCGACCUGGUGAAGGCCGGGAUGGAGUCCAUCAUCGAGGACCAGGUGACGUCCGUCUUCGAGGCGGAGGAGCUGAGGAGCUGGAACCUGCUCACCAGAACGAACAGGCAAUACGAAUUUCUCACGUGGCGCCUCACCAUCAUAUGGGUGAUGGGUUUCAUAGUGCGCUACUUCUUCCUGCUACCGCUGAGGAUACUCAUAUUCGUCAUAGGGGUGAUCACGACGCUACUGAGCAUGUCGCUGAUCGGGCUGUUGCCGGCCGGCGGGCCGCGUCGCGCGCUCGGCGGCGUCGCCUACAAGGUCGCCAAUCGGAUGCUUAUACGCAGCGUGUCGUGCGUCGUGUACUACCACGACGUGGAGCACAGGCCGACGUCGAACGGCUUCUGCGUCGCCAACCACACCAGCCCGAUAGACGUCAGCGUGCUCAGCAUGGACAUGUGUUUCUCAUUGGUGUGGUGGUUGAUCGUCAGCACGGCCAUCGUCGGCACGCUACCGGACGGCGCGUUCAAGCAGCGCGUCAACAACAGCGUCUCGUUGGUGUGCUUCAACUUUCUGUCGCGCUGCAUCAGCGCCGUGAUCACGUACCACAACGGCGACAGGUACAAGCCGAGGAGCGGCAUAUGCGUCGCCAAUCACACGAGCCCGAUCGAUGUGCUGGUGCUCAUGUGCGACAGCUGCUACUCGCUGAUCGGACAAAGGCACAAGGGAUUCUUAGGGCUUCUACAAAGGGCCCUCGCUCGGGCGUCGCCCCACAUUUGGUUCGAGAGAUCCGAAGUUAAAGAUAGACACGCUGUUGCGAGACGACUAAAAGAACACAUCUCGGUAGUUGACAAUCCACCAAUCCUAAUAUUCCCCGAAGGCACCUGUAUCAACAACACAUCGGUGAUGCAGUUCAAGAAGGGCAGCUUCGAAGUUGGAGGCACCAUAUAUCCGGUUGCCAUCAAGGACGGGCAAUUGAAGCGCAUGAAAGCGAAAAAGGAGUGGAGGGAGUUACAGCAAGAGGAGUUCAGUAAGAGAUUAAAAGGGGAGUAGUUUUGUCUCUGCCGUCGAUGGGAACGAACCGAGACCCACGCGUGGGAGGGACACUGGAAAUGUGCACAUGUCCGGGGGGAUGGAGUGGUAAACAAACGAAAAAAUUUCGAACAUUUGUUGUGUAUAAAUGAAUUAUGUAAUGUAGCUGUUAGUCAAUUUUGUGUUGUGUUCUGAAAAUAUUAUACAUACAAUGUAGUGGUUGGUUUCGAAUAUAUCUGUUAUUGGAUUGAUCGAUGAAAAAAUAUACAGAAUUUUUAACCGACGUUCCCAAAAACGAAGAGGUUCUUAAUUUGACUUUUUUUUUUGGUUUAGUUAUUCGAUAACUAUCAAGUUUUGUGAUUCUUUCCGUGUUUGAUGGGAAAUUGUGGUCCAUUUGGCUUAGAAGCUGGAGUCCUACCUCCCCUCUAUGGACGUCGGUGACCUUUUUUUUUCUGUAGAAAAGAAGCUUUGUCUUGUUAUCUGAAGCUUUUAUAUUUUAUUGUUCAUUUUAGUGCUAAAUUUUGGGUAUUAAUUUAUUGAUUCAUAUAUUACGUUGAAUAUAUCAUUAAUUGCAUUUAAAGGUUGUAGGCAGAAACACUUAUUGUAUCAAAAGUUGUUAUACUAUUUUGCUUCGAUAUGUUAUACGAAUGAUAAUACUCGAUUGUAAUCGGCAAUUAUUAUCAUAAAGAUAUUUACUAUGUAACAAAGAUAAAUAAGGUUCCUAUAGCGUACGUCACGACUCGCGAUUCUAAUCGAAUUCUGACAGCUGUCAGUCACCGUCUGACGGAUGGCUGUCAGAGUUUGACGUGUCGUUGCCGGCGAGCGGCGUGCUAGUGUCAGUCAUGAUACAUGUCACCAAUGUGUCACGUCAUUGUCACCAGCGUGUUUCGUUAAUAUAAGAUUUCUAAUUAUGUAUGGUCUAUGGUCCAAAGUAAGUUGAACUUCAUUUAUCGGUUGAUGAUAUUUUACGGUCACGUAUGUAAAUAAACUAAAAUAAAUGUUUGAAAUUUCGCCAAAUAGUCUACGAAAUUAAAGAACGAAAAAAAAACUUGUAAUCGAAAAAAUACAAAAGAUAGGGGUUUUGGUGACGUCUUAAAGCAGUACUAAUUCCAGUGUGGGAAAAAGACAGAGCUACAAUUAUAUAUACUUUACUUCCUCACUUGUCAGCCAAAUUGUGAUUGUGCACCUUACUUUGGCGUUUGGACCUUUACUCAGCUCAAUUAAUUUUUUAAUUGUCAGUUAGCUCUUAAUGUUUUUCGCCCCAGUUCAAGUAAUCAAUUCAUACACAUAUCAUUAUAAAUACACACUGCGCAAUAUCGCAUGUAAUCUAUCAAUGAUGGAUCAAUUGGAUCGGAAUCUACGAGACGAAAAUAUGUUUCCAACUGACAUUAAGUCGCUUAUCAGUGCAGAUCUUGCAAUACAAAAUAAUAUAUAUUUUAAAGAUUUUAUUUUUAGUUUUACAGCAUUGAAAUGCUUUAUAAAUGAGAAAUUUUGAAAGAAUAGAAAAAAAUG